This is a messenger RNA of Syngnathoides biaculeatus (alligator pipefish), 2106 nucleotides long. RefSeq names its product histone-binding protein N1/N2-like. Gene Ontology annotation, molecular function: histone binding. Gene Ontology annotation, cellular component: nucleoplasm. Gene Ontology annotation, biological process: DNA replication-dependent chromatin assembly; CENP-A containing chromatin assembly. Bases 174 to 1685 code for a protein of 503 amino acids. Lineage: Eukaryota; Metazoa; Chordata; Actinopteri; Syngnathiformes; Syngnathidae. The record is from RefSeq and is a predicted model, not a curated record. The transcript is spliced from 13 exons.
GGCGAAGCUGCGGCAGGACGUGACGUCACACCGGCGUGCGCCGUUCGUCUUCUUUGAAAGCUUCACGUGCGUUCACAGCCAAACAUUUGUCACUUACGGCCGCUCUGCUCCCUCCUUUGUCCUUUUUUUUUGUUUGCUUUUAAACAUUAAUUUGUGCGCGGCCUUCAGUGAGCAUGGAAGAAGCCAACAAGUUGAUCGGCGCUGGAAAGAAGCACCUGGUGAUGGGCAGAGCGGCCGAGGCCGUGAGUUCGCUGCAGGAGGCCUGCGGGAUUCUGACAAAAGCGUACGGAGACACCGCGGAUGAGUGCGCCGAGGCAAUUUUCUGGUGUGGCAAAGCCCUGUUGGAGCUGGCGAGGAUGGAGAACGCGGUAGUCUGCAAUCCUUUGGACGGAGUCCCAGGGGACCAGGAGAAACCAGAAGAUUCCAGCGCCGACAACGUUGAUGAAAAGUCCAAAGAUGAUUCCGUGGCCGAGGGAGCUCACGAAGGGGACGGCAAAUGUCACCGAACCGGAAGCGAACCGGAGGAAAGCGAGGCCGACAAAUCGGAGCUUCGGGUGGAGGAGGAGGAGGACGAGGAACUGGAAAAUGCAGCCGGAGAGAAGCUAAAAGUCAGCCGGGGAGAAGCUGACGGAAAGCUCGAAGAACCGUCAGAGAAAAUGGAAGACGACAAGGCGGCUGAUCAGAUGGAGGAGAUGGAAGCCAGCCCUGCAGGAAAGUCGGAGAAAAUGGAAGACGCUAAGAAGACCGAAGAAGAACCGUCGGAGAAGAUGGAAGAAAAGGCCGAAGCCCGUGAAAAGGAUGACGAGAAAAUGCAAGGUGAUGAAGAACCGGCUGUGGGCGAGGAGCAACCAGCAGAGGGAGCCAAAGACGGCGAUGAGGAAAGUGCAGAGGAGCUAGUCGAUGCUGGAGCAAAGGAAAGCGACAACGACGACGACGAGGACGAGGAGGAGGAGGAGGAGGAGGUGGGAAACCUUCAGCUCGCCUGGGAGAUGCUGGAAGUGGCCAAAGUCAUCUACAUGAGAAAAGAGUCGAAGGAGAACCAGCUCAUGGCAGCCGAGGCCUACUUAAAACUGGGAGAAGUUUCCGCCGAGUCCGGGAACUUCCACCAGGCGCUGGAGGACUUCCGCGAGUGUCUUUCUCUGAGGCUGAAACACUCGGACUCGGACAGCCGACUUGUCGCCGAGGCGCACUUCCAGCUGGGCUUGACCUUCCACCUGAACCGGCAGUACGAGGAGGCCGUCGACGCGCUCGACUGCGCCGUGCGUGUCGUCAAAAGCAGGCUGGACAAACUGAGAGAAGCGAUGGAAAAGGCCGCCGGGCGCGACGAGCUUCCCGAGGACAGGAAGGAGAUGGAGGAGCUGGAAGCUCUGCUGCCGGACAUCCAGGAAAAAAUGGAGGACGCCGCCGAAUGCUUGAAAAUGUUUAACAGGAAGACCGCGCCGGAUGGCGCCUCUGGUUCCGCUGAACAGAGCGGAGACGCCUUCGCCACGUCGCCGACAAAGUGCUCGCCGUCCAAAGUCACUUCUGCCGACGCGCCGGUGUCCGACAUCAGCCACUUGGUCAGGAAGAAGAGGAAACCGGAAGAGAGUCCUGUGAAAGAAGGCGUGAUCAAGAAGGUGAAGCAGGAAGAGGCUCAGGAGGAAAACGGCGUGCACAAAGCCUGCGGUGACGCUCAGAUGCUCUAAAAAUCUGGACUCCAUGAACGGGGGGCCUCGCUGCUCUCGCUUUACCUCAACGAGAACAGACGUGCUGUGACCAAGAUUUAUUUUAAACGCGUGCCCAUCUCUCUACUUGUUAUUUUUUUUUUUUUAUAUAAUGUUGAGUAAAAACCGUUUUUGAAGUUGUGCGGUGAGACAAUGCCAACGUUGCGAAGAUUUUUAGCAGUGCCGGAUCGGUGGGCUUGUUUCCAUUUGGUAUUUCCAUGUCCAAAAGAAAUGUUUGUGCCAUCGUCUUGGCGACGCUUUUAUUGCACCCGUUUUGGUUUCUGGUUCCUUUUGAAAUAUGCACAAAGUGAUGUUGGCAUUGAUCACGCCCUGUAUUGUUGCACAGAACCUUCCCCCCCUGAUGUUGUAAAUCCUGGUUUUGCCUAAUAAAAUGUUAAAAGUA